This is a messenger RNA of Ahaetulla prasina, 1141 nucleotides long. RefSeq names its product Rho family GTPase 2 (gene RND2). Gene Ontology annotation, biological process: small GTPase-mediated signal transduction. The coding region runs from base 141 to 824 and encodes 227 amino acids. The transcript is spliced from 5 exons. The record is from RefSeq and is a predicted model, not a curated record. NCBI's taxonomy places the organism in Eukaryota, Metazoa, Chordata, Lepidosauria, Squamata, Colubridae. Gene Ontology annotation, molecular function: GTPase activity; GTP binding.
AAGCGGAGUCGAUAGCCGGUCGCUGGGAUUGAGAAGGGAGGAGAGCGAGCGAUGCUUUGGGGGCGGCCGGGCUAGCAGGCAGCGCGUAGUGUGCGGGUCGGUGGUCAGUCAUUCACUCAACAGCGGGGACGCCGACCGUCAUGGAGAAUCAGCUAGGGCGCUGCAAAAUCGUGGUGGUUGGCGACAGCCAGUGCGGCAAGACGGCAUUGCUGCAUGUUUUCGCCAAGGACGCCUAUCCUGAGAAUUAUGUCCCUACUGUAUUUGAGAACUACACAGCCAGUUUUGAGAUUGAGAAGCAACGCAUUGAGCUCAACAUGUGGGAUACUUCAGGCUCAACAUACUAUGACAAUGUCCGCCCCCUUGCUUAUCCAGAUUCAGAUGCUGUUCUUAUCUGUUUUGACAUUAGCCGUCCUGAAACUCUGGACAGUGUCCUUAAAAAGUGGCAGGGAGAGACACAAGAAUUCUGCCCUGGUGCCAAAAUAGUUUUGGUGGGCUGCAAACUGGACAUGCGCACAGACUUGAACACUUUACGGGAACUCUCCAAACAGCGCCUUAUCCCUGUUACACAUGAGCAGGGCAGCAUGCUGGCCCGGCAGUUGGGUGCUGUGGCAUAUGUAGAAUGCUCUUCCAAGGUGUCAGAGAAUAGUGUGCGGGAUGUUUUCCAUGUGACCACACUGGCCUCAAUCAAUCGGAUGCAUAAGCACCUCAAACGCAGCAACUCAAAGCGAGGACUGAAGCGGAUUACGCAGAUGCCCGGACGGACAGAUUUAUUGACUGACCCUGAGAUCCGCAAAGACCGGGCCAAGAGCUGCUCGGUGAUGUGAGGGCGGGCACAACUGCAGAGGGGCUGAAAUAUAGCACUGCCUGUCCAUAUCACUUUGUGUAGUAACUGGGAAUGGAAGGUCUCUGCAUUGAGGGCCACAUUCACCAGGAUGUAGGUCAGAACAAACUAAGGCCUGUCUGGAAGCUGAAUUGGGAGGGAUCUGCCUGAAAUUGCAAAUGCUCAGCAUAGUGCAAAAGCAUCUAGAUGACCCACAGUUGCACAAAACACAAAAAAAUGCUCAGGUAGUAGACAUCUUCCAAAGAAAGGAACACCCCUUCCCUGUAAGAAGCACUGGGGGCGAUAAAUACUUCAAAUCUU